Messenger RNA from Microdochium trichocladiopsis, 1336 nucleotides. RefSeq lists its product as uncharacterized. Lineage: Eukaryota; Fungi; Ascomycota; Sordariomycetes; Xylariales; Microdochiaceae. The record is from RefSeq and is a predicted model, not a curated record. Gene Ontology annotation, biological process: RNA splicing. The transcript has a single exon. Gene Ontology annotation, cellular component: precatalytic spliceosome. The coding region runs from base 229 to 1137 and encodes 302 amino acids.
CAGCCAGUUGCAGAAGAAAUUCCACGCCUUUCUGGCCGCCAUCACGUUGCCUGAUGGUCUCAAAAGGCAGGGCAUUACCACCAUUUCAGCAAACACACAAUACAGGCCAAAAGAGAACUCCUCCUCACCAUCCAACCAAAGCAUACACUGCCUGCACGCACGUCUUCACGAUACUGCCACCCGAGUAUAGGACUACUAGAGCACUAGAGCCUUGUAGCCGACUUCGAGAUGGCAGACCAGCCGCGACGUGGGCGCAACCGCCCCGAUAGCAGCCAGAUGUGGGACGAAGCCGAUAGACGCAGCAACCACGCCAGACACGAUCGCGACAGCGCGUCCGGCCGACAUCGCAACGAGCGCGGAGGAGGCGACGACUACAGCAGCAGUCGCAGACACAACAACAACAACCAUGGCAACCGCUCCAGGUCACGCUCCCCACGCCGCGACCGCGACCGAGAUGCCGGACGCGACCACCGAAAUCGGGAUCGUGACUACGAUCGACGGGGGGGCCACAGAGUUGCGGAUGGCAGGCAUGAUGGGCGUUAUCGCGACGGCCGGGAUGACCGGGAACGGCACAGCAGACACAACCACUCGCCACCUCCUCGUCGUUCUCGCAGUCCACCACGGGGCGUCAAGGAAGCGAGCCGGAGCGAGCACAACUCCCCAUUGCCUUCGCGCCCUAAGUCGGACCGGGCCAGUGGGAAGAACUCUUCGUCCAACAGCACGCCUCUGUCGAUCAAAGUGGGCGGUCAUUCUGCGAAGAACGGUGCGGUUGCAGCCGACCACGACGCACGAGACUCGAUCGAUGACGAUCGAGAGCAGGAGAGGAGAUCAAGAGGGAACUCGGCAUACGCGGAGGAGAGGAGGUCUCGAUCACCUGGCCGGCAGCACGACCAUGAUGCCAUGGACGAAGAUCGAGAGCAGGUCGAAGGAGAGGACGAUGACGACGAGGUUGUCGAGGACGACGGCGGCAUGGACAUGGCUGCCAUGAUGGGAUUUGGCGGUUUCGGCACCACGAAGGGGAAGAAGGUCACUGGCAACAACGCGUACUAUGUGCGCAAGGAGAAGAAGACUGAAUACCGCCAGUACAUGAAUCGUGUCGGUGGUUUCAACAGACCACUCAGCCCGACCAGAGAUUAAGAAGCCAUACCGGCCGUUUCAGGGAUGGAUGUGUGGAAGAUGGCACAGCGGUCAAAGAAAGAUAUACCCACAACGGACUUACACGAACAUUAUCAUUGCCAACAGGAGCGCGCGAGUCAACUUCUAGCAAUUUGCCGAAGUCAAUCAAAUUUCAAAUCAAUCUGACCAUAUGCCCACGAGCUUCGAGGUGACAACAAAC